AUGGUUGGAUCCUCCCCGUCCCUCCCCCUUUCUUCGAUUCAGACUGAGCGCUCCACCUACAGAGCAGUGCAGGCGCUGCCUUCCAGAGCUGGUGAUGGUAGUAGUGGUUGGGUGGAUCAGCAGUACCAGUGGAUUCCCAGUAAAUCCUUGUUCAGUUCGUCUGGCGUCACCAAACCCAAACCUCAGGUCUGUGGAGCAUCUGAAGAAAAUGUCGUGGGUCUGAACAGAACAGGAGCUCAGAUUCCAGAAAAACUGCAGAACUCCAACGUCCUGAACACAAAAUGGAAACAUCAAGAUUUACGACGAGCUCUUUUCAGAAUCAUCUUCCUCUCAGCCCCUCAUCAGAGGACCGCUGAACACCGCAGACGUCCACAGGCGUCCUCCUCUGCAGUUACACACCACCAUCAACUGACUUAUCAGAGGUGUGUUCAUUAUGGGGUGGACCUGAACGUGGCUGGAAUGGAUGAAACGAUGCUGAAGAACAUUAUGGGGCUGAUCCCCGUCCAUCUGAAGAGACUGGUGCCAUCACUGGAGCGUCUGACUGAGGAGGUCCAACAAGAAUACCUGUUCAGUGCAAGAUCAGACAUAGUAUGUGGCUGCUCUUCUGUUGUUCUAAUGCAUGUGUCAUGUGAAUCUGGUGGUAAUUUAACUUUUGUGUUUUCAGUGAAUUUUGUGUUUGUGGAUUCAAAACCAUGUGACAGCGACACAGAGGAGCUUCUGCGAACCCACAGACUGGAACUGAAGGCUGUCCCUAAACCAUGGAAGGAAUCCUUUGUCUGCGCAAGAAAGAAAAUGAGAAAGACCCACUGUUUCAACCCCACCAUGCUGAAUGUGCUGAAACUCUGGGAAGUCACUUUCAAGAGGCUGCGCUUAAUACAGGUAGAAGAGUUCCACAGCCGGAUGGAAUCCAUGGAGCUGUCUGAAUUCACCGAGAUUAUCCGCAGACAGCUGGAGAACGCCAGAGGAUGCCUCCUGAAACAAUGGAUUCCGGAAGUGCAGCAGAUUUUUACCAACGGGAUCAAACACAAGCUGGUGCCGACCAACAGAAAGCUGACCGACCUGCGGUCAUUCUACAGCUGUGCUGCUGCGCUGAUGAGCGGUCAGCUGCAGCAGCUGCUGCUGGACUCCAUGAACGACUACACACAGCUGAUGGCACCACAGCAGCUGUCGGUGCGAGCCUACGAACACCCAGGCUUUGUGCUGCAUGUGGUCCUGAAAGACACCCAGAUCCAGUUUGAUCCUCAGUUUGAAUCAUUUGAGGAGGCGUUCCUUAACGUCUACGAGCUGAUGCUCAGAUCUGUGUGCAGGCUGCCUCGAGUGGAGACCAGACUGUACUCAGACUGGCCGGACGUCCAGUCUGGGACCACCCUGUCCCCCUUCGUCCUGCCGCAGACUCUGCAGGCCCAUCAGGAGGAGGUCCGCAGGGUCCUGUGGGCCCAGUGCGUGGGGCCCAAACAGUACCUCCACCAGUUCGAUAAAUACGCCCUGCUGGUGUCCAGGCAGGCGCAGGAGGACGUGGAGCAGUUCCUCACCGAGCAGCACUCGUUCCAAGAAACCAUGGUGGAGGUUCUACGCUUCCAGCAGCUGGUUGACCAGAUCCACAGCACUUCAGCCAAGGUUUUACGUCUCGGCAUGUUUGAGGUUCAGUCUCAUUAUCUGAUCCACUCCCUCACAAAGAGAGCCCAGGAACUACAACGAAAACUGGUGACUCGAAUGAUACAGGACCAUCAGCAAAUCAACAGAAGACUCCUUGGUGAGUUUGAGCAGAUCGCAGAGAAGGCGUUGAGUAUCCCAGCUGACACACACCAGCUGAUGGAACUAAAGGUCCAUAUGCAGGCGGUGCAGAACACACACAUGCCUGUGUUAGAACAGAGGCUGCUGGACUCGAACCGACAGCUGUGUUUCCUCAUGGACUUUGUGUCUCUGUCACCAGUGAAUCUGCAGCUCAACACACAAACCAUCGAGUGGCUGAAGCGAAUGCCUUCAGUGUUUAAGGAGCACACACACAUUCUGAGGGAAAAGACACAGCAGUACCAAGAUGGACUGAAGAUGAGGCGUGAGGUCCUUCUGGAGGAACUGAGGAGCUACGAGACACAAGUGGAAGAAUUCACACAGUUUGAUGAUCUGACAGAUCUGAGCAACUAUCUGAAGAAAGCUCAUUCCAUCAACAAUAAACUGGAAUUAGCCAUGGAAAAGAUUAAAGAGGUGAAUGAAGAGGAGGAGGCCUUUGGUUGGUCCAUUUCCCACUACCCACAGUGGAAAAGGAUCCAGGACAGACUCAGCCCAUUCCUGCAUCUGUAUGAGACCGCCAUCGACUUCCUGAAGAAGUACGAGGAGUGGCUCCACGGUCCGCUAUCAGCAGUCAACCCAGAUAAGGUAGAGAGUGAUGUUGGGAACUAUUGGCGUACUCUGUACAAGUUAGAAAAAGGCUUUGCUGAAGUCCCCAGUGCCCUGAAGAUAGCCACAGCUGUGAGGACCAAGGUGGAAGACUUCAAACAACACAUUCCUGUAGUGCAGGUGGUGUGUAACCAGGGCCUCCAUCAGCGUCACUGGGAUGCCAUGUCUGAGAUGGCUGGGUUCUCCCUCCACCCUGUAGACCACCAAACCAACGUGGCCCACUUCCUGUCCAUGAACCUGGAGCAGCACCUGAGCAGCUUUCAGGGCGUCAGCGAGUCAGCCAGCAAGGAGUACUCCCUGGAGAAGGCCAUAGAGAAAAUGAUGAGCGAGUGGGCCGACGUGGAGUUCAACCUGCUGGCCUACCGAGAGACCGGCACCUCCAUCCUGUCGUCUGUGGACGAAGUGCAGACGCUGCUGGACGACCACAUCCUGAAGACUCAGACCAUGAGGGGCUCACCUUUCAUCAAACCUUUUGAAAUGGAGAUUCGGGACUGGGAGGGGAAGCUCUUACUCCUUCAGGAGAUUCUGGAUGAGUGGUUAAAGGUGCAGUCCACCUGGCUUUACCUGGAGCCUAUAUUCAGUUCUCCAGACAUCAUGAAUCAGAUGCGUGAUGAGGCCAAACGCUUUGUCACUGUCAACAAAACAUGGAGGGACAUCAUGAAACAAGUGGCACUGGACAAACAUGUGUUGGCAGUGGUCGCCUUUGACAAGAUGCUGGAGAAGCUGAAAACGUCCAAUCAGCUCCUGGAACUGAUUCUCAAAGGUCUGAACAAGUACCUGGAGAAGAAGAGGCUUUACUUUCCUCGAUUCUUCUUCUUGUCCAACGAGGAGAUGCUGGAAAUUCUGUCUGAAACCAAAGACCCCACCCGGGCCCAGCCCCAUCUGAAGAAGUGUUUCGAAGGCAUCGCUAGUGUGGUUUUCACCGACGUGUUGGACAUCACCCACAUGCAGAGCAGUGAAGGUGAAGUGGUGCACUUACUGGAAACCAUUUCCACGUCCAAAGCCAGGGGCCAGGUGGAAAAGUGGCUUCUGGAUCUGGAGAACGCCAUGACGGCUUCACUACAUAAGGUGAUCAGUGAGGCCAUAAAGGCCUACCCUGGUCAGUUAAGGGUGGACUGGGUGCGGUCUUGGCCAGGCCAGGCAGUGCUGUGUGUGUCCCAGGUCUACUGGACCAAACACAUCCACCAAGCAAUCCAGUCAGGACACAAGGCCCUGGACUCCUACCUGGAGCAGAACAACCGACAGAUCGAAGACAUCGUGGCUCUUGUUCGCGGUAACCUGUCCAAGCAGAAUCGAGUGACCCUGGGAGCCCUGGUGGUUCUGGACGUCCAUGCCAGGGACGUUCUGUCCACGCUGGUGCACAAGGGCAUCGAAGACGAGAACGACUUUGAGUGGCUCAGCCAACUGCGCUACUACUGGAUGGAGAACCAGCUUCACACCAAGAUGAUCAACGCGGGUCUGCCGUACGGAUACGAGUACCUGGGGAACACCCCCCGUCUGGUCAUCACCCCCCUCACAGACCGCUGCUACCGGACCCUGUUCGGUGCCCUACACCUGCAUUUGGGAGGAGCCCCUGAGGGUCCGGCGGGCACAGGGAAGACCGAGACCACCAAAGACUUGGCCAAAGCUGUGGCCAAACAGUGUGUGGUGUUCAACUGCUCCGACGGCCUGGACUACAUCGCACUGGGAAAGUUCUUCAAAGGCCUGCUGUCCUGUGGAGCCUGGGCCUGCUUUGAUGAGUUUAACCGGAUCGACCUGGAGGUUCUGUCUGUGGUGGCGCAGCAGAUUCUUACCAUACAGAGAGGUAUCUCCACCCAUAUGGAGGUUCUGGUCUUUGAAGGGACGGAGCUCAAACUGGAUCCCUCCUGCGCUGUGUUUAUCACCAUGAAUCCAGGCUAUGCCGGACGCUCCGAACUACCAGACAACCUCAAGGCUCUGUUCAGGACUGUGGCUAUGAUGGUCCCAGACUACGCCAUGAUCGCAGAAAUCAUGCUCUACUCCUGUGGAUUCGUAACCGCUCGGCCCCUCUCCGUGAAAAUCGUGGCAACGUACCGGCUGUGUUCAGAGCAGCUGUCGUCUCAGCCUCACUACGACUACGGGAUGAGGGCGGUCAAGUCUGUUCUGACGGCCGCCGGAAACCUGAAGCUGGCGUUCCCUCAGCAGAAUGAAGACACUGUGUUACUCAGAUCCAUUAUUGACGUUAAUCUGCCCAAGUUCCUGUCCCACGACCUGAAGCUGUUUGAGGGCAUCACCUCAGACUUAUUCCCAGGAGUCCAGCUCCCAAACAGAGACUACAGCGUUCUGCUGGAGGCCAUCCAAGAAAACUGCAAACGCAUGAAUUUGCAGGUCACUGAAUUCUUCACAGAGAAAAUCCUGCAGAUCUAUGAGAUGAUGAUAGUGCGGCAUGGGUUCAUGCUGGUGGGGGAGCCCUUUGGAGGGAAGACCAGAGCGUACCGAGUGUUGGCAGCAGCCCUUCAUGACAUCUACAAGAAGGGUCUGAUGGAUGAGAACCAGGUCCAGAUCACAGUCAUCAACCCAAAGUCCAUCACUAUGGGACAGCUGUACGGGCAGUUUGACCCCGUCUCCCAUGAGUGGUCUGACGGCAUUCUGGCUGUUAGCUACAGAGUCUUCGCUGCUUCUGAGAGCGCAGACAGAAAAUGGCUGAUCUUCGACGGUCCGGUUGACGCCGUGUGGAUCGAGAACAUGAACACGGUCCUGGACGACAACAAGAAGCUGUGUCUGAUGAGCGGAGAGAUCAUCCAGAUGUCAGCGCAGAUGAGCCUCAUCUUUGAGCCCAUGGAUCUGGAGGUGGCCUCACCGGCAACCGUGUCUCGCUGUGGGAUGGUCUACAUGGAGCCCCUCAUGCUGGGCUGGAGGCCCCUCCUUCUGUCCUGGAUCAACACUCUGCCUGUUUCCGUCACCGCUGCAGAUAAACAGCUGAUCACCGGCCUGUUCGACCGCGUCCUGCCCGCUUGUCUGGAGCUCGUUCGUAAAGCCGUCAAGGAACUGUCCCCGACCUCUGACACCAACUUGGUCAAGUCACUUAUGAAUCUGAUGGACUGUUUGAUGGACGAGUUUCAAGAUGAAGCAAUGAUGAACACCGUUAAUGACCACCAGAAAAGCUCCUGGUUAGAGGGGGUCUUCGUCUUCUCCCUGGUCUGGUCUGUGGGGGCCAGCUGUGAUGACUCAGGGCGCCUUAAGUUUGAUGCAGUGCUAAGGGAGGUCUUAAGUGGCCCCUUAAGUGAAGAGACCCGCACCCGCUACGGCCUCCAGGCCGCUGUUGAGGCUCCGCCCAAACAGCUGACAGUGGCCCUGCCCACUGACGGAACAGUCUACCAGUAUCGCUUCAUUAAAGAGGGUCCUGGCCGGUGGGAGUUGUGGACAGAUGAGUUGAAGGAUGCAGCCCCGAUUCACAAGGACAUGCAGUUCAAUGAGAUUAUCGUCCCUACAGAGAAGACAGUGUGCUACAGGACGCUGAUGGAGCUGCUGAUCACCCACCAGAAGCCCACUGUUAUUAUUGGGCCCACCGGCACCGGCAAGAGUGUCUACAUUAAGGACUUCCUACUGAAUAAACUGGAGAAGAAAACAUACAACCAGUUAUUUAUCAACUUUGCAGCUCAAACUACAGCCGAACAGACCCAGAACCUGAUCGUGUCCAAGCUAGAUAAACGCCGUAAAGGAGUGUUCGGCCCUCCGCUCGGAAGGAAAAUGGUGGUGUUUGUGGAUGACGUCAACAUGCCGGUCAGGGAGGUGUACGGCGCCCAGCCCCCUGUGGAGCUGCUGCGUCAGUGGUUGGACCACUGGAACUGGUACGACCUGAAGGACUGCUCUGUGAUCCACCUAGUGGACCUCCAGAGCAUCUGCGCCAUGGGACCACCAGGUGGAGGCCGGAACCCCGUCACACCACGUUUCCUGCGCCACUUCAACGUGAUUACCAUUAACGAUUAUGACGACAGGACCAUGUACACCAUCUUUUCCAGGAUCGUAGACUGGCAUUUCACCAUACGGUUGGCUUUCCCCACAGCGUUUGCCGCUCUGACCUCUCAGAUCGUCAGUAGCACCAUAACUGUGUAUCAAGAAGCCGCCAAGAAUCUGUUACCGACCCCCACCAAGUCCCAUUACCUGUUUAACCUGCGCGACAUCUCCAGAGUCAUCCAGGGCAUCUGCUUGUCCAGACCAGAGACAGCUAACGAACCGUCCGUCAUCAAACGACUGUGGGUGCACGAGGUUCUCAGGGUUUACUAUGAUCGUCUGGUCCAUGACACAGAUCGGUCCUGGCUUGUAUCACAUUUACAGGCGGUCGUUCAUAGUCACCUGAAGGAAGACUUCCACCAGCUCUUCCAGCACCUGGACCAGGACCAGGAUGGAAAGGUGACCGAAGACGACCUCCGCAGCCUCAUGUUCUGUGACUUCCACGACCCUAAAGGCGAAGAUCGCAGCUACCGCGAAGUCCACAACCUGCUGCAGCUGCGUCAGGUGGUGGACACUCACCUGGAGGAGUACAACAACAUGAGCAAAACACCCAUGAACCUGGUGCUGUUCCGCUUCGCUAUCGAGCACGUCUGUCGCAUUUCCCGCAUUUUCAAGCAGCCCAGCGGUCACGCCCUGCUGGUCGGGGUGGGAGGGAGCGGCCGUCAGUCUCUCACCCGAUUGGCUGCCUACAUGGCGACGGCGGAGCUUUUCCAGGUGGAGAUUUCUAAGACGUAUGGAACCGCUGAAUGGCACGACGACCUAAAGCUGAUCAUGAACAAGUCCACGCAAGGGGAGGCUCAUGGAGUGUUCCUGUUCACCGAUACUCAGAUCAAAAUGGAGUCGUUCUUAGAGGAUAUCGGCAACUUACUCAACACCGGUGAGGUGCCUAACCUGUUCUCAGUGGAUGAAAAGCAGGAAAUCUGUGAACGAAUGCGUGUGUUGGACCGUCAGCGGGAUCGUGAGCAGCAGACAGACGGCAGCCCCUUGGCCCUUUUCAACCUGUUUUUAGAGCGCUGUCGCACGCAGCUGCAUGUGGUGUUGGCCAUGAGUCCCAUCGGAGACGCCUUCAGGAACCGCCUGAGAUGUUUCCCCGCCCUCAUUAACUGCUGCACCAUAAACUGGUUCCAGACGUGGCCUGAUGACGCCCUUCAGGCGGUGUCCUGUCGCUUUCUGGAGGAUGUGGACAUGAGCAGUGAGUCCAGAGAAGGCUGCAUCGACAUGUGCAAGAGUUUCCACACCUCCACCAUUGAGCUGUCGCUUCGCUUUUCAACUGAGCUGCAGCGCCACAACUAUGUGACCCCCACCUCAUAUCUGGAGCUCAUCUCCACCUUCAAGACCCUUCUGAAGAUGAAAAGAGUUGAAGUGAUGAAAAUGAAACAUCGCUAUGAGGUGGGUCUGGAGAAGCUGGAGUCGGCGGCGAGCCAGGUGGCCGCCAUGCAGACAGAGCUGGAAGCGCUACAGCCACAGUUACUGGUGGCCAGCAAAGACGUGGACGAGAUGAUGCUGGUCAUCGAACACGAAUCUGCUGAAGUGGCCGAGACAGAGAAGGUGGUGAAAAUGGACGAAGCCACGGCCAACCAACAGGCCAUGGCCGCCAAGGCCAUCAAGGACGAAUGUGACGCUGACCUGGCCAAAGCCAUGCCCAUCCUGGACCAGGCUCUGGCUGCAUUAAACACUCUGACCACUCAGGACAUUACGGUGGUGAAGUCCAUGAAAAGCCCUCCUCCAGCUGUCAAGCUGGUCAUGGAGGCCAUCUGCAUCCUCAAAGGCAUCCGACCCGAUCGUGUUCCAGAUCCCUCUGGUUCUGGUAAAAAGGUGGAAGAUUUUUGGGGCCCGGCCAAAAAGCUUUUGGGAGACCUCAGGUUUCUGCAGAGCCUCCACGAGUACGACAAGGACAACAUCCCCCCGAACCUCAUCGCCAUCAUACGCAACAAAUACAUCACAAACCCAGACUUUGUACCGGAGAAGAUUCGAACUGCGUCAGCUGCAGCUGAAGGCAUGUGUAAAUGGGUUUGUGCCAUGGACAAGUACGAUGAAGUGGCUAAGGUGGUGGCUCCUAAAAAGGAGAAGCUGUCGAAGGCUGAGGAGGAGCUGGAGGUGGCCAUGGAAGGCCUGAAGAAAAAACAGGCUGCACUCCGAGAAGUUCAAGAGAAAUUUGCAAAACUUCAGAAGACUUUGGAAGCAAAUAAGAACAAAAAGACUGAACUGGAGAACCAGGUGAGUCAGUGCAGUCAGAAGCUGGGCCGAGCGGAGCAGCUGAUUGGAGGACUGGGAGGAGAGAAGACCCGCUGGAGUCACAUGGCCUUUGACCUGGGACAGCUGUACCACAACCUGACCGGGGACAUGCUCAUCUCAGCGGGGGUUGUAGCAUACCUGGGAGCCUUCACCCCCAGUUACAGGCAGGAUCAGAUAAAGGAGUGGACGGAUCUGUGUCAGACCAGAAGGAUCCCCUGUUCUCCAAACAUGUCUCUGAUGAACUCUCUGGGUGAUCCAGUAAAGAUCCGUGCGUGGACCAUCGCUGGAUUACCCUCCGACAGCUUUUCUCUGGACAACGGCAUCAUCAUUUCUACUGCUCGGCGGUGGCCUCUGAUGAUCGACCCCCAGGCCCAGGCCAACAAAUGGAUCAAGAACAUGGAGCGGGUCAACGGCCUCCAUGUGAUUAAACAGAGUGACGCUGACUUUGUUCGCACCCUGGAGAACUGCAUCCAGUUUGGAACACCAGUGCUGCUGGAGAAUGUGGGUGAAGACCUGGACCCCAUCUUAGAGCCUCUGUUACUGAGGCAGACCUUUAAACAGGCUGGAGCCACGUGCAUCCGACUGGGAGACGCCACCAUCGAAUACUCACCAGACUUCCGUUUUUACAUCACCACCAAGCUACGCAACCCACACUACCUCCCCGAGACCUCCAUCAAGGUGACGCUGUUGAAUUUCAUGAUCACACCUGAAGGCAUCCAGGACCAGCUGCUGGGCAUCGUAGUGACCCAGGAAAGACCAGACCUGGAGGAGGAGAAACAGGCCCUGAUCCUGCAGGGAGCAGACAACAAAAGACAGCUGAAGGAAAUUGAAGACCGGAUCUUAGAGGUUCUGUCGUCGUCUGAGGGAAACAUCCUGGAAGAUGAGACGGCCGUUCAGAUCCUGUCCGCUUCCAAAGAGCUGGCCACCGAGAUCUCAGAGAAGCAGGCGGUCGCCGAGGAGACGGAGAAGAAGAUCGACAAGACCCGCAUGGGUUACACUCCUAUCGCCGUCCACUCAUCCAUCCUGUUCUUCUCCAUCGCUGACCUGGCCCACAUCGAACCCAUGUACCAGUACUCCCUCAGCUGGUACAUCAACCUGUUCAUCAGCUCCAUCCAUAACUCUGAGAAGAGCCAGGAUUUAGACCAGAGAUUACAGAUCCUCAGAGAACAUCUGACCCACAGUUUAUAUGUGAACGUGUGUCGUUCACUGUUUGAGAAGGACAAGCUUCUGUUCUCCCUCUGCCUGAGUGUCAGUCUGAUGAUGCACCACAGGCAGGUGGAGGAGAAGGAGUGGCACUUCCUGCUGACUGGUGGGGUGGGCCUGGAUAACCCCCACUCCAACCCCUGCACCUGGAUCCAGAAACAGGCCUGGGAUGAGAUCUGCCGCUUAGACGAGAUGGAACACUUCAAAGGUUUACGCAAAGACAUGGCACAGCUCCGACAGGAGUGGAAGAAGAUCUACGACAGCCCAACCCCUCAUCAGACUCCGUUUCCUGGCCGGUGGCAGGACCAGCUCUGUCCGUUUCAGAGGAUGUUGGUGAUUCGCUGUCUCAGACCAGACAAGAUUAUUCCGAUGGUCCAGGAGUUUGUGUCCAACAGUCUGGGUCCGUCCUUCAUAGAAGCUCCUCCGUUCAACCUCAGCGAGGCCUUCAUGGACAGCCACUGCUGCGCUCCGCUCAUCUUCAUCCUGUCUCCUGGGUCAGACCCCAUGGCAGCGCUGCUCAAGUUUGGAGAUGAAAAGGGCUUCACUGGGACCAGGCUGACCUCCCUGUCUCUGGGCCAAGGCCAGGGCCCCAUCGCUCUGCGCAUGAUCAACAGCGGCAUUAAGGACGGAACCUGGGUGGUUCUGCAGAACUGUCACCUGGCCACGUCAUGGAUGUCAACACUGGAGAGAGUGUGUGAGGAGCUGAACCCUGACUCCACCCACCCAGACUUCCGCCUGUGGCUGACCAGUUACCCGUCUCCCUCCUUCCCCGUGGCGGUGCUUCAGAACGGGGUGAAGAUGACCAACGAGGCGCCCAAAGGUCUGCGGGCCAACAUCACCAGGUCUCUUCUGAUGGACCCCAUCUGCAACGCAGAGUUUUUUGGCGGCUGCUGUAAGACGGCUGUGUUCACCAAACUGCUGUACGGCCUGUGUUUCUUCCACGCCCUGGCUCAGGAAAGAAGGAAGUUUGGUCCUUUAGGCUGGAAUAUUCCAUAUGAGUUUAAUGAGACGGACCUGCGCAUCUCUGCACAGCAGCUGCGUAUGUUACUGGAACAGUACCAGGAAGUGCCGUUUGAUGCUCUUCGUUACCUGACCGGUGAGUGUAACUAUGGAGGUCGUGUGACAGACGACUGGGACAGACGGACGCUGCACACCACCCUGCGUGUCUUCUACACUCCAGAGAUCAUCGAAGACCCUGAGUAUAAGUUCGAUUCCAGUGGACUCUACUAUAUACCAGCUGAUGGGAAUUACAACAGUUACAUGGAAUACACAAAGUCACUGCCGCUCAACCCGUCACCGGAGAUUUUUGGCAUGAACGCUAACGCUGACAUCACCAAGGACCAAGCAGAGACACAGCUGUUGUUCGACAGUAUCUUGCUCACACAGUCCUGCUCUUCAGGCACUGACACCAAAUCAUCCGAUGACAUGGUCUUUGACGUGGCGGCGGACAUCCUGAGUAAACUACCGGCAGACUUCCACCUGGAGGCGGUAAUGAGGCGCUUUCCCACCAGCUACAGUCAGAGCAUGAACACGGUGCUGGUGCAGGAGAUGGGCCGCUUCAACCACCUGCUGGGCACCGUCCGAUCCUCCUGCGUUAGCAUCCAGAAGGCGAUAAAGGGGCUGGUCGUCAUGUCUGCAGAGCUGGAGGAGGUGGUCAGCAGCAUACUGAACGGUCGCAUUCCUGCCAUGUGGAAGAAAAAAUCCUACCCCAGCCUCAAACCCCUGGGCAGUUAUGUCAACGACUUUCUGGACAGACUCCAGUUCUUACAGGACUGGUCUGAACAGGGAACUCCUGCCGUCUUCUGGAUCUCAGGGUUCUUCUUCACCCAGGCCUUCCUCACAGGAAGUCAGCAGAACUACGCCAGGAAACACAAAGUCCCCAUCGACCUGCUGGAGUUUGACUUUGAGGUCCUGGACCACAAGCCUUACAAAAGCCCCCCAGAGGACGGUGUGUACAUCCGAGGCCUGUUCCUUGAAGGAGCCCGAUGGGACAGAAAGACCAAGAUCCUGGAGGAGUCCAGACCCAAGGAACUGCAUGACCCCAUGCCUGUGAUGUGGUUGAGGCCAUGCAGGCGACAGGACAUUCCUCACAGGAUGUGUUACGUGGCGCCGGUCUACAAGACGAGUGAGCGCCGUGGGACUCUGUCCACCACCGGUCACUCCACCAACUAUGUGAUCGCUAUGACGCUGAACUCCGGUGUUCCUGCUCAACACUGGAUCAGACGAGGAGUGGCUCUGCUGUGCCAGCUCAGCUCCUAGAAUGAGUCAAAUAUUCAAAUGGAACAAAAGAAAAGAACAAACAGACGUCUCUGUACUCUGUCAGACACAUGAUGCUGAAGCUCUCUUGGUGAAAUCG
Sphaeramia orbicularis (orbiculate cardinalfish) is the source of this 12163-nucleotide messenger RNA. It is a transcript of the gene dnah7, whose product is annotated as dynein, axonemal, heavy chain 7. Bases 1 to 12066 code for a protein of 4021 amino acids. The transcript is spliced from 66 exons. Gene Ontology annotation, molecular function: dynein light intermediate chain binding; ATP binding; dynein intermediate chain binding. Gene Ontology annotation, cellular component: dynein complex. The record is from RefSeq and is a predicted model, not a curated record. Gene Ontology annotation, biological process: microtubule-based movement. NCBI's taxonomy places the organism in Eukaryota, Metazoa, Chordata, Actinopteri, Kurtiformes, Apogonidae.